AUGAGUACGAAGGCAUUGAUUCCACCGCAGCAGGCCCCUUCCUGGAAGACAACUCCUGCAGAGAUCUUGAAACAGGCCCAGGACCUCAUCGAUAGGGCAAAGUCCCUUGACGAUGAGCUGGCCUCUGUUGAGUCCCCUUCAAUUGCCAAUGUCCUUGAGAGACAGGCUCAGUUCAACAACGCCAAUGCUCUUUUGGAGAACCAAUUGACUUUCCAACAGCACGUUUCAGAGGAUAAGGAGAUUAGAGAUGCCAGUACGCAGGCGGAGAAGUUGCUGAGAGACUUUGGAAUCGAAUCCCAACAGAGGGAAGACGUCUACAAGAGCUUCCAGACGUUGCUGGAUACCGUUGUCCUUGACCAAUUGGCACCAGAGACCAAGAGAUACCUGGAGAAAACCGUUAGGGAGUACAAGCGUAAUGGAUUGGGCUUGCCAGUGGAGGAUCGUCUUGAGGUCAAGGAGAUUCAGAAGAAGCUAUCUGAUUUGAGCUUGAAGUUCUCCAAAAACCUGGGUGAAAACACGGAGUACAUCCUGUUUACAGAGGAGGAGCUUGAAGGUGUUCCGAAGGACACGGUGGAGCAAUUCGCCAAAGUUGAUGGCAAGCUCAAGAUGACUUUCAAAUACCCUGACUUGUUCCCGGUGUUGAAGUUUGCCAAAUCUGCUGAGACUAGAAAGAGGGCAUUCAUUGGUGAUCAGAAUAAGAAUGCGGACAACGAGCACCUGCUUGUCGAAGCAAUCAAACUGAGAAAGCAAUUGGCUAAAAAGCUAGGCUAUGAGACCUUUUCCGAUUACGUCUUGGAGGAGAGAAUGGCCAAAGACACGAAGACCGUUAAGGCCUUCUUGGAAGAUCUUAAGACCAAGCUGAAACCUUUAGGAUUGAAAGAGCGUGAUGUUUUGCUACAGUUGAAGAAGCAGGAUUGCGAAUCUAGAGGGCUGGCAUUCGACAAUGAAUACUAUGUUUGGGAUAACAGGUUCUACGAUAAUCUCUUGUUGGAGAAGGAGUUCCAGAUCGAUGAACAAAAGAUCUCAGAGUACUUCCCUAUGGACUCCACUAUUGAAAAGAUGCUCGAGUUCUUUGAAAAACUGUUCAACUUGAAGUUUGUUGAACAAUUGGAGUCAAAAUCCACCUGGCAUAAGGAUUGUAAGCAAUUUGCUGUUUGGAAUGAGGACGACAAGGCCAGCCCACAGUUCGUCGGCUGGUUGUACUUUGACUUACACCCUCGUGAUGGUAAGUAUGGACAUGCUGCCAAUUUCGGUAUUGCACCAGGGUACACUAAGGAGGAUGGCUCGCGUUCAUACCCUGUAACUGCCUUGGUCUGUAACUUCUCCAAACCAACAGCAGAGAAGCCAUCCUUGCUGAAGCAUGACGAAGUUACAACGUUCUUCCAUGAAUUGGGACAUGGUAUUCAUGACUUGAUGGGCAACACCAAGUAUGCAAAGUUCCAUGGAACCUCUGUCUCCUGGGACUUUGUCGAGGCACCUUCUCAAAUGUUGGAGUACUGGACUUGGUCACCAAACGAGUUGAAGCAAUUGUCAUCGCACUACAAGACUGGUGAGCGCAUACCAGAUGAUUUGGUUGCUCAAUUGGUGAAAACCAAGCAUGUUAAUGGUGGCUUAUUCAACUUGAGGCAACUACACUUUGGACUGUUUGACAUUACGGUCCAUUCGUCUGAGGAGGACAUCGAUUUGACAUCCUUCUGGAACAAAUUGAGACAAGAGACAGCAUUGGUUGCAAAUGGUGAUACUGUGUCAAAGGGGUUCCAGUCAUUUGGACAUAUCAUGGGUGGUUACCAAGCUGGUUAUUACGGUUACCUGUGGUCCCAGGUUUUCGCUGCUGAUAUCUACUACACCAAGUUCAAGCAGGAUCCAAUGAAUACCGCAAAUGGUGUCCUAUACAGGGACAUUGUGCUAAGCAGAGGUGGUUCUCGUGAUGAGAUGGAUAACUUGAAAGAGCUAUUGGGUAGAGAACCAAACAAUGAGGCCUUUUCGAAAGAAUUGGGACUGGCUUAG
Williopsis jadinii is the source of this 2007-nucleotide messenger RNA. RefSeq names its product metalloendopeptidase (gene PRD1). Gene Ontology annotation, molecular function: metalloendopeptidase activity. The record is from RefSeq and is a predicted model, not a curated record. Bases 1 to 2007 code for a protein of 668 amino acids. Gene Ontology annotation, biological process: peptide metabolic process; proteolysis. Lineage: Eukaryota; Fungi; Ascomycota; Saccharomycetes; Phaffomycetales; Wickerhamomycetaceae. Gene Ontology annotation, cellular component: mitochondrial intermembrane space. The transcript has a single exon.